CUGCUUGCAGUAGCAUGCAUUGGUCUUCAUCACAAGAGCUCUACUGGCGAUUGGAAUAUUGACACUCUAUCUGCAGCGACAUUUGGUGGUUUUGUAAUCAUUCUUAUUGGAGGAUUUGCAGGUUACCUCGUCAGUGCACCGAUCAGCAAGAAAAUCGACAUUUUCUACAGUUUGGCAGGCUGCGCCCUCUUUGUAACAGCCGGCGCACUAAACAUCAAACACUACGAAGACAGCUGGACUAAGGGAGAAUGGAGGGACUACGGUUUAGCAAAAGGCUCCCUUGCCAUCAUCAACGGAGCCUUAUUUUUGCUUGACGGUUUGAUCACCUGGCGUGGAGACUUCUAAACUGCUUCAUCUCAUACUUCACCACAUUUGUACAAUGAAAAUAAAUAUUUAUAUAAGUUACCCGCUGUAAGGAGGUUUGAAAAAAAUACUUGUCUUUAAUUCGCUUCCAUACAAUGUUGUAUCUCUUUGAAAAGUAACAAUCAUGAUAAUAAAAGUAGUCAAGUGUUCUUUUUUAGGACCUCCUAAUAAUAAGGUGGGUGAUCGAAAAUGUAAUACAAGUCACAGAAAGUUUAGAAAACAUGUCUAACUAUGUAUAUCAGGGAAGAACUUGACUUCAGUUGAUAUCCCAACAAUAUUAUUUUAAAAACUACAUAUUUAUAUUUUGAACCCCGCGUUCUGUCAAGAAAUGUAUAGAUAGACAUAGUCAAGCGCAACUUGAAACGUUACUUCUGUGCUUACUGUGACGGUUUUUUUUCGAACAUAUGGUAUACAUUAAGUAGUGAUAUUUUUUUUCUGUACUAUACAACGAAACUAAAUACCAUAUUAAUACUUUAUUACAAAUUUAUUUAACAAAGUAUUAUCUAAAACCACUAAUAAUAAAUAAAGGGUUCCAAAUUAUGUAGGUAUCUACAUUAUUAUAACAGUAAUGUCUAUAUUUGUAUGAAAAUAAAUUCAACGAUCAUGUGCAGUACAAAAAAAAAUAUUACUAUUAACAGUAGUUUUAAGUGUUGCAUUUUCACUAAAACCACACAUUUUUAUAUGUAAACCUGAAAAAAGCCUAGUUUAUAGUAACUUUUAGAUCGAUGUAUUUUUUUAAAACCAACAAAUGUUGUUGCAAGCUUUAAAUAGACCAAAAUGACUCUAAUAUAAAAACACUAAAAUAUACCUCAUCUCUGUGCAUUAUAUAUAACGUAGAUUUAUGAUAUACAGUGCCUGUUGUGCUAUAUAUAUUUUUGUUAUACAUAUAUCAUUUCUCUUUUUAAAAAAGAAAACAGCCUAAAAUAUAUACAUUCUAUACACAAAAAUUAAUAUUUUUAAAAAGAUGUAUUUUGUAUUUAUUGAAAUCUCUCUAUUGCUAUAUAUGUGUUAUUUAGGCUUUAAUAUGAUAUUUUUAUAGAUAUCUAGACAAUAUGAUAUACUCUAUUUAAUAAACGUUUUUUAUAACAAUAUAUUAUAUUUUAGCACAGUGUUUUUUUAAAUUCUUUUUGUAACAGUGUUCGUGUAUUUUUGUCUAGAAAACUAAAAAUAAAAUUUGAUGUAUA
Messenger RNA from Sitophilus oryzae (rice weevil), 1547 nucleotides. RefSeq lists its product as uncharacterized. The record is from RefSeq and is a predicted model, not a curated record. NCBI's taxonomy places the organism in Eukaryota, Metazoa, Arthropoda, Insecta, Coleoptera, Curculionidae. Gene Ontology annotation, biological process: septate junction assembly.